AUGAGAAACUAACUUCGUGCUUUAAAUUUGAUUUUGACAAUCAGGUAUACCAAUAUACGAUUUCGAAUAUGUUGCCAAUCUGACAAAAAAUAAUUGAAACAACUUGAUUUUUAACAGCACGGAAUUAGUUGAAUUUUGUAGAAUCCUUUUACCAAAUUCUUCAGGACUUCAAGAUAAGAACGCCCCCAACUCUUACAGAAAAACAGGGGUUGGAAAUGACGUUUCUUACCACAAAUUAUAAAAACACUUGUUGCCAUAGCGCUUUCCAUGUUUGAUCAAUUUCAUCAAUUUGACGUAUUUAUUUCUCCCAAGCGUGUAAAAAAAUUCAUCAUGCCCCCAUACCGCAACAAAAUGCCUUCAAAACAGCAAAACAAACCAGCCACCCGCGGAAUGGUCAUCGACGAAAAAAUGUGCAUCAAAACCGUGAAUAAACCCAAAGAGUACGUAAUAGCUUACGACGUCCAAGGGAUGCGGAAAUUAAUGGUACCGGACCGAAACCCCAUCGACAUUCCAGGUAUCUUGGCAAAAAGCGAAUUCCAACGUCUGAAAAACCAAGCACACAUCGUCACGUUGAAAGACCGAAUGAUGAUGCUGGACGAAGCCGAGCAAAAGAAAAACGCUUUACUUAGAGAAAGCGAAAAACGGAAACAACAAUUACAGAAGGUUCAAGCACAGCAGCAAUCCAAAGUCGGGUCUACUUUAAGCGAAGCUGAACGGACAGCCAAAUCAAAGAGCAAGUAUUUGUUGAAGCGGUCGUUCGACUUGAUCCAAGAACAAGACAAUAGAGUCAAACGCGUAAAUGGGGUGAUUCUUGCGACGAAAUGUCGCGCUAUCCGGAACGCACAAAUCGCUGAAAAAGAAUUGAUACAAAAACAACUGGAAGAAGAAGACAGACGUUUGGAUAUGAUGAUGGAGCAAAAGCGGCAGAUGGAACUAGAAGAAGAAGAGAAGCGCCAGAAGCACGAAGAAAAGAAGAAGCAAGCGUACGUGCAGUCGCUGUCUGACCAAAUGCGCAUGAACGAAAUCGAACGAAUGAUCGAAGCGGAGCGCAUAGAAGAAGAAAGCAGAAUGAUAAACAAAGCGUUUCUGGCGAUCCAACAAGAAGAAGAGCGGAAACUCAAAGAGAAGAAAGAGCAGCAGAAGCAAAUUCGAAACGAGAUGAAGAAGGCGAACGACGACUUGGAACGCUACAAGUUGGUGAAGCAAGAAGAGCAACGGAUCGCUGAUUUGAGGAUCCAGAAGUUCAUGCAGGAGAAAAUGGAGAGAGAACUGCGAAGAGAGCAAGAGCUGGCGCUGGCUAAAGCUGCCAAAGAACAGGAAAUCGUGAGGAUGAGAAAUCAGCAGCAGCGGUCGCAGGAUAUGAAGGCGGCUAUGGACGAGAUGAACGCCUUGAGGAUACAGGAAGAGGUGGAAAGGAAGUGGAGGGAGAAGGAAAUGGCGGAAGCGAAGGCUAAGAAGGAGCAACAAGACCAAUUGAAGCUCGAAAGAGAGAAGCAAAUCACCGAUUUGAGAAGAGCGGCGGCACUGGAGUUGGCUAGAGACGAAGAAGAUUUUCACAGGGUGGCCAAAGUGCAACGAGAGGAGUGGGAGAAGGAAAUGGAGAAGAGGAAGAAGAAGAGGGAAAUGGCGGAGCAACAUCGCAAAGAUUUGUUGAAGCAGAUUGACGAGAAAGAGAGGGAAAGGAUUAUUAUGCAGAAGGAGAAGUACGAGGAGGCGAAUUUACAGCAAUAUGAUCAACUAAAGAAGGAUCAAUAUGUUAAGGAGCACUUGAAAAGUAAAAUCGAAGAAUUGAGGAAUAAGCAAAUCCCAGAACAGUUCAUCAAGGACAUUGAGCAUCACAUUGAGGCAAUAAUCAAUAAUACAUGAAGUUUUCAAUUAAUGUAUAAUCAAAAUAAAUGGUACAAAUCUU
Zophobas morio is the source of this 1909-nucleotide messenger RNA. RefSeq names its product cilia- and flagella-associated protein 45-like. Lineage: Eukaryota; Metazoa; Arthropoda; Insecta; Coleoptera; Tenebrionidae. The record is from RefSeq and is a predicted model, not a curated record. The transcript is spliced from 6 exons. The coding region runs from base 268 to 1866 and encodes 532 amino acids.